Messenger RNA from Frieseomelitta varia, 2025 nucleotides. RefSeq names its product acyl-protein thioesterase 2 (gene Apt1). Gene Ontology annotation, cellular component: cytoplasm. The record is from RefSeq and is a predicted model, not a curated record. The transcript is spliced from 7 exons. Gene Ontology annotation, biological process: protein depalmitoylation. Bases 146 to 805 code for a protein of 219 amino acids. NCBI's taxonomy places the organism in Eukaryota, Metazoa, Arthropoda, Insecta, Hymenoptera, Apidae. Gene Ontology annotation, molecular function: carboxylic ester hydrolase activity; palmitoyl-(protein) hydrolase activity.
ACUUUUAUCUACCCCUCUCUUUUUGCUUUGGGGAAUUUCAAGCGGUGUAAAGAAGAAUCUUCCGCCAUUCUAUAUUUACGAUUUUUACCGAAUUGUUAUACGUUUUAUCUGUUUUCUCGCAGCCCGUCCAAAAAAGCGAGGAACAAUGACAACAGUGAGUCCUGUAGUGAUAGCAGCUACGGCCAGACAUACAGCAACUAUUAUAUUUUUCCACGGAUUGGGUGAUACAGGUCAUGGCUGGGCUAGUUCAAUGGGAGCAGUUAGAUCUCCUCACAUUAAAGUUAUUUGUCCAACUGCGCCUACAGUGCCAGUGACAUUAAAUGCAGGAUUUAGAAUGCCUUCUUGGUUUGAUUUACGAUCUUUGGAACCAAGUGGUCCUGAAGAUGAAGAAGGUAUUCGUAGAGCUGCAGAAAUGGUACAUUCUUUAAUUGCAGAGGAAGUUGCAGCAGGAAUACCCACAAAACGUAUUGUUCUUGGAGGUUUCAGUCAGGGUGGUGCUCUUGCUAUAUAUAGUGCUCUUACAUUCCCAGAACCCUUAGCUGGUGUUAUAGCUUUAUCAGCUUGGCUUCCUUUGCAUCAAAAAUUUCCUGCUGAAGCAAUAGGAAAUAAAAAUACUCCACUAUUGCAAUGUCAUGGUGAUUGUGAUCCAAUAGUACCAUACAGAUGGGGUCAAUUGACUGCAUCAGUCCUCAAACAAUUCAUGACACAAACAGAAUUCAAAACAUAUAGAGGGAUGAUGCACGCAUCUUGCGACGAGGAGAUGCGUGACAUGAAGAAAUUCAUUGAAAAAGUUUUGAAGCCGUAAUAGUUUUCUUAAAUAUAUUAAUAUUUUAAAUAUUAAACUUAUUACUUUAUUGUUCUUUAUUAAAAAUUAAUUACUUCCAACUUUUCCAUUGUUACUUCUAUUAAUUCUAGUGCUUGGUGAAGGAGUAAAGACAGUAGUAGAUGGAAAUGGUUUUAAUAUUAAAGAAGGAAAGCAAAAUAGCAGCAAUGAAUUAUUUGUGUAAAUUAUAUUUGAAUGAAUUAUUUCUAUUUCACGAUACCAAAGUUAUUGUAAUAUUUCUAAUUUAUAAUUUUACACUACGAAUUAACUUAUCAGGAGAUUCUUACAUCUAAUUCUAAAUGCUUUACUAUACAUAAAAGAUAAUAAGAUAUAAUAAAUGUAUCUUAAAUGCAUUUUUUUAUAGAAUUACAACUUUUUUUUUUUAAUUCGCACUGCGCACUUUGUAUAAUACUAAAUAAUUGAAACAGUUUCUAUCUUCUUGAUAGAAAACAUUUAUGAUUAAUUUCCAAAUAAAGCUUCCUCUUCUCAAUGGACGUAAUAAUUUUCAUUAGUUUAAUUGUACUGCGUGAAAAUUGUUUAAUUAAAAUUUUUAAGUCUUAACUAUAGAAGCAUUUAAAUAUUCUUUAUAAAAUUUAUGUUUUAUAUAAAUCAUAUAUAAUGUACAAACAUUGCUAUUUAUGAAAUGAUAAUUUUUGUAGAAAUAUGUAGGGACAGUAAUAUGGCCAUGUAAUCUGUGAUUACAAAAUAUAAUUUUGAAAUCAAUAAACAUGGUAAUUUUUAGUAGACAGCAUGUUGCAAAUGCUAGUCGUGAAUAAAUAUAUAUGUCAAAUAUAAUAACAUCAUAAACACAUGUAUAGUGCAAAAGUACUAUCUUGAUAGAUCUUACAUUUUAGGUUUACUCAAAUGGUACUAUUAAGAAUAAAAAGAAUCACUAUUAUGAUCAGUUAUAAAACAAGUAUUUAACUGAUAAGCAAUACUAGUUAUGUAAUAAAAAAUAAGGAUGAUCAUUUGUAACAUUUACUUGUAUUAUUAAAACAACAGAUCAGACUUGUUAAAUAACUACUUUUUUUCUUUUAUAUUUAUUUAUGAAAGUAAAAUAUAAACAUUGUAAAUACAUAAUGAACUUUCCUAUGUUAUUUGAUCUUUUUGUUUAAAAAUUAUAGUGUGUAUAUUAUUAUUACAGAACAAUAAAUCUUUUGAUUUGUAUAAAUUAUGUGAAAAAAUAUAUUUCAUUAACAAUA